Bufo bufo (common toad) is the source of this 2410-nucleotide messenger RNA. RefSeq names its product zinc finger protein OZF-like. NCBI's taxonomy places the organism in Eukaryota, Metazoa, Chordata, Amphibia, Anura, Bufonidae. The coding region runs from base 357 to 1988 and encodes 543 amino acids. The record is from RefSeq and is a predicted model, not a curated record. Gene Ontology annotation, molecular function: RNA polymerase II cis-regulatory region sequence-specific DNA binding; DNA-binding transcription factor activity. Gene Ontology annotation, biological process: regulation of transcription by RNA polymerase II. The transcript is spliced from 5 exons.
CCUCACCCUGGAGAUCAUCUCCUUGAUAACUGGAGAGGUGAGAGUCUCACAUGACAUCACUCUUAUCUCUAGUAAUAAACCAGGGAAAUGACGGGAAAGGUGAAGGAUUCUUAGAAUCUCUGUAGUGAUCGGCGUCUUCCCAUACACAGGAUUAUACAGUAGUGAAGAAGUCGUCUGGUGAGUGUGUGACACCCCGUGUGUCAGGAGGAUGGAGCAGGACCCAGAGCCCCAUCACCGAGCCUCCACCUCAUUCCCUGAUACAUGAGCAGAAGAUCCUAGAACUUACCACCAGGAUCACUGAGCUGCUGAGCGGAGAGGUUCCUAUAAGGUGUCAGGAUGUCGCUGUCUAUUUCUCCAUGGAGGAGUGGGAGUAUUUAGAAGGACACAAGAAUCUGUACAAGGACGCCAUGAUGGAGAAUCACCAGUCCCUCACAUCACCGGAUGGAUCCAGUCAGAGAAAUCCACCAGAGAGAUGUCCCAGUCCUCAGUAUUCCCAGGACUGUGCAGGGGAGAAACCAAAUAUCCCACUGGAUCAUCAGGAAAGUUCUGGUAGAACAACGAGUGGACCUGGAAAACCCGUAUCCGUGUCCGCGAAUGGUGAAGACGGAACGAGAGUCUAUCAUAAGCAUCUUCAUUUAUCUCCCUAUCAUGAAGCAGAAGAUAACAAUACCAUGCAAGAUUAUUCUAUAUCUCCUAAUGUACCCUCAGUCCUCCACAGUGGAGAUCUAUCCUGCGAUACCUCUGGUCACAAGAAAUCUUCAUCUAGUCAAUCACGGACUGGCAAAACAAGAGCUAAACAAAAACGUGGAAAAAUAUUUCCACGUAAGAAACCAUUAAAAAAUGAUUCUAAUCUUUCUUUGCAUAAGAGAAAUCACAGAGAAAAAAAAUCAUUUUCAUGCUCUGAAUGUGAAAAGUCAUUUACCAAAAAAUUCAUUCUAGAUGGACAUCAGAGACUUCACACAGGGGAGAGACCAUAUUCAUGCUCAGAAUGUGGGAAAUGUUUUAGAUUAAAAUCACAUCUUGUUACACAUCAGAGAACUCACACAGGAGAGAAGCCAUUUAUGUGUCCAGAUUGUGGUAAGUGUUUUGGUAAUAAAUCACUGCUUAAUAGCCACCUAAAAAGUCACAAAAGGGAAAAGCCAUUUUCAUGCCCAGAAUGUGGGAAAUGUUUUAAAAUGAAAUCACAUCUUGUUACACAUCAGAAAACUCACAUAGGGGAGAAGCCAUUUAUGUGUUCUGAAUGUGGGAAGUAUUUUGGUGUGAAAGCAAUGCUUAUAAAACAUCUAAAAAUUCACACAGGGGAGAAGCCAUUUUCAUGUUCAGAAUGUGGAAAAUGUUUUAGACUGAAAUCAUAUCUUGUUAUACAUCAGAGAACUCACACAGGGGAGCAGGCAUUUAUGUGUCCUGAGUGUGGGAAGUAUUUUGGUGUAAAAUCAGGGCUUAUAAACCAUUUAAGAAUUCACACAGGAGAGAAGCCAUUUUCAUGUUCAGAAUGUGGGAAAUGUUUUAGACUGAAAUCAGAACUUGUUAUACAUCAGAGUAGUCACACUGGAGAGAAGCCGUUUUCAUGCUCAGAAUGUGGGAAGUGUUUUAGACUGAAAUCACAUCUUGUUAAACAUCAGAGAACUCACACAGGGGAGGAGGCAUUUAUGUGUCCAGAGUGUGGGAAGUAUUUUGGUAUGAAAUCAGGGCUUAGAGAUCAUUUGAGAAUUCACACAGGGGAGAAGCCAUUUCCAUGUGCAGAAUGUGGGAAAUAUUUUAGACUGAAAUCACAUCUAGUUACACAUCAGAGAACUCACACAGGGGAGAAGCCAUUUCCAUGUCUUCAAUGUGGGAAAUGUUUUAGUCAGAAAGCAAGCCUUGCUCAACAUCAGGGAACGCACUCAGUGGAUAAGCCAUUUUCAUGUCUUGAAUGUGGUAAGUGCUUUAGUCUGAAAUCAAGACUUGCUAAACAUGAGAGAACUCACUCAAGGGAGAAGCUAUUUUAAUGUUUAGAUUGUAGGAGAUGUGACAGAUGUGAAGCUUCAUUGUAGGACCUCCGUUAUCUCAGGUCUGGGGGAUAUGGAUGAGCACCAAUCUUAGCCAUUAUUUAGUUUUGCAAAUGCGAGUUACUUAUAAGAUCUUGCAACUGUAGUAUAACAAUUUAAUUCAUACUCAAGCCGUUGACAAGGAGGAGCAUCGGACUCUGUUCUUAUGUGGGGUGGCUGCUGGGUUGGCGGACUUAGAAGAUUUGUCAAUGACACUGCUGUUUUUUUUACACUAGAUAUUGUUAUAUAAAGGGUGUUCAAUAAGUUAUCUACCCCAGCAAUUCGCUUGUCUGUCCGGACAUUAGGGUGGACAUUAGGGUGUUUAAUUUUGUAAUGGAAAAAAAAUUAAAUUUAAAAUUUUUGCAGACUUUGCUUACACCCCG